Molecule: messenger RNA, 832 nt
Organism: Triplophysa dalaica
Lineage: Eukaryota; Metazoa; Chordata; Actinopteri; Cypriniformes; Nemacheilidae
Exons: 4
Coding region: 254-562 (102 amino acids)
Source: RefSeq, a predicted model, not a curated record
GAAUAUAAACGUGUAUUACUGAUACAUCAUCGCUAAUACGAUGAGAUAUAGCCUAAUAUAAUCAUAUAGCCUAUAACAUGUAAUGUGUGACACAAAAAUUCUAAAUAUAGAUUUGCGUGUGUCGAACAAACAACGUAAUGAAUAUUCAAGACGCCCAUGCUCACCUGGUCAGGUGGAGGGAGGAGAAACUGAUUUAAAAACACAAGAAAUCCUAUGAGGCGAGCGGUCAGGUUUCGAUCAGAAAUCUUUCGUCAUGUCCUUCGAUCUGAACGCAGCUGUUGGAGGCGAUGAGGUGAAGAAGAGUGAAGGGAAAGAGGUGCAGGGAAUCUUCGGAUUUGGAAAAAAAGAUAAAGACAAAAGUAAAAGCAAAGAUAAUAGUGAUUCCAAAGACAAGGACAGAGACAAACAAAAAGACCAUAAAGACCAACACAAAGACAAAGAGCACAAAGACAAAGACAAAGACAAGGACAAGGACAAGAUGAAGAAGAAGAAGAAGAAGAAGGAUAAAGAGCACAAGAAGGGUGGCCACAGUUCAUCUUCCUCCUCCAGUGAUGAGGAGUAAAGCAAGACUGAGGAAAUUUACACAAUACUUGAUUCCUGCAUUUUAAUUUAUCUAGUGAAACACCAUCUGAUCAUCUUAAAUAAAAUCAAACCAGUUGAAAGAAGUCCAAGGCCCCAUGGAAGAGACCCAGGAUGCAAUCCAAAAGACCUUCACAAGGUGGCGCCACUCACAUGUGAAAACUUUUCUGUCUCUGAACACUGAAGAAAAUGUGGCUGAUCUAUAUUUUGUGUAAAUGUGCUUGCUGCUUAAAUAAACAUGGCUCCUUAAAUA